This is a messenger RNA of Polypterus senegalus (gray bichir), 1392 nucleotides long. RefSeq names its product hydroxysteroid dehydrogenase like 2 (gene hsdl2). The record is from RefSeq and is a predicted model, not a curated record. Gene Ontology annotation, cellular component: mitochondrion. Bases 107 to 1354 code for a protein of 415 amino acids. The transcript is spliced from 11 exons. NCBI's taxonomy places the organism in Eukaryota, Metazoa, Chordata, Cladistia, Polypteriformes, Polypteridae.
UGUUAGACAGGGAACCAAUUGUGUGCGUCAGUGCGUCUCGUCGUCUGUCCUUGCACAGUUGCUUGUCAAGAGAAUAUCUGCGACAUUGAGAUUUAUUUUGUAGAAGAUGUUGCAAAAUACAGGUAAACUGGCAGGAUGCACCCUCUUCAUCACUGGAGCUAGCCGAGGUAUUGGAAAGGCCAUUGCGCUGAAAGCUGCCAAGGAUGGUGCCAAUAUAGUGAUAGCAGCAAAGACUUCACAGCCUCAUCCUAAAUUGCCUGGGACAAUUUACACAGCUGCAGAGGAAAUUGAAGCAGCUGGAGGGAAGGCCUUUCCUUGUGUGGUCGAUGUGAGAGAUGAACAGCAGGUCAGUAAUGCUGUGGAAGAAGCUGUGAAGAAGUUUGGAGGUAUUGACAUAUUGGUGAAUAAUGCAAGUGCCAUUAAUUUAACUGGUACUGUGGAAACCCCCAUGAAGAAAGUUGAUCUCAUGUUAAAUAUCAAUCUAAGAGGGACAUAUCUGACAUCCAAAUAUUGUGUUCCAUACCUUCGAAAAAGCAAAAAUCCGCACAUUUUGAAUCUUAGUCCACCACUCAACUUGAAACCUGUCUGGUUCAAGAAUCACACAGCGUACACUAUUGCUAAAUAUGGAAUGUCCAUGUGUGUCCUGGGAAUGGCAGAAGAAUUCAAAGGAGAAAUUGCAGUUAAUGCAUUGUGGCCAAGAACUGCUAUAUUGACAGCUGCCAUGGAAAUGUUGGGGGGAGGAGGAGUGGCAAAGCAGUGUCGAAAGCCAGACAUCAUGGCGGACGCCGCUUAUUCCAUUCUGAGCCGCCCUGUAACGUUUACUGGCAACUUUGUCAUUGAUGAUGAUCUGCUCCAGAAAGAAGGAAUCAAAGAUUUUGAUGUGUAUGCAGUAGCUCCUGGUCACCCUCUGCUCCCUGACUUCUUUCUUGAUGAUGAACCAGAGGCUUUGGCAGAGAAGAUGGAAGAGUAUGGUGCUUCUCCUGCAUUUAAAAGUGGAAAAGCCAAGACGGAGAGCAGCAGCCCUGUGACUGAGACCUUUGAAAUUAUAAAAGGAAUUCUAAACCCUGAUGUCGUCAAGUCUACACAAGGCAUUUAUAAAUUUGACCUCUCUGGGGAACACUCGGGCAUCUGGUACAUUGACUUGAAGAACGGCUCAGGCAGUGCGGGCAGUGGGGAUCCUCAAGACAAACCUGAUGUGACCAUGAGCAUGGACAGCGCUGAUUUUGUGAAGAUGUUCUCAGGAAACCUUAAACCAACCAUGGCUUUUAUGUCUGGCAAACUGAAGAUUAAAGGAGACAUGGGCUUGGCUAUUAAAAUGGAGAAGAUGAUGGGACAGUUGAAACCUAAACUGUAAUUUUCUAAAGCAGGUAAUAAAUAUUUUCAGAAAAUGCC